Sorex fumeus (smoky shrew) is the source of this 1582-nucleotide messenger RNA. It is a transcript of the gene TM4SF19, whose product is annotated as transmembrane 4 L six family member 19. Lineage: Eukaryota; Metazoa; Chordata; Mammalia; Eulipotyphla; Soricidae. The record is from RefSeq and is a predicted model, not a curated record. Gene Ontology annotation, cellular component: membrane. The transcript has 4 exons. The coding region runs from base 127 to 738 and encodes 203 amino acids.
UCUGUAGUUUAUGGUUGUGGUUUCAACAAACCUCCCACUUUAUGGUUUGUGGUUUCCCUUCCAACAGCAGAGCUUCCUUGACGUUUCUUCCGUUGGUUCUAGGACACUACUCUCCCUUUCUGCAUAAUGUCGUGCGCACAGACCUGUUCCCGCAUCUUGGGCCUGAGCCUUGGGACAACAUCCCUAUUGGCCGCUGGGGCCAACACUGUGCUGCUCUUUCCUAACUGGGAUGCGACCUACCUGUUGAGGGGCCUCAUUGGCAGGCAUGCCAUGCUGGGCUCUGGGCUCUGGGGAGGAGGUCUCAUGGUGCUCACCGCUGCUAGCCUCAUCUCUCUGAUGGGCUGGGGGUGUUGUUGCUUCAGAAGGAGUGGACCCUGCCAAAAUAUACUUACUGCUCUGUUGGCAAGUGUUCUGGCCUUGCUUGGGGCCUUGAUUUGCUUUAUCAUUUGUGGAGUAGCCCUGAAGGAAGGUCCUUUCUGCAUGUUUGAUGCCUCCUUCUUCAAUCAGACACACGCUUGGAAAUAUGGUUACCCAUUUAAAGACUUGCAUAACAGGAAUUAUUUAUACGACCAUUCCCUCUGGACCUCUGUCUGCCUGGAGCCUUCUAAAGCCGUGGUUUGGCACGUGUCCUUCUUCUCCUCCCUCCUGUGCAUCAGCUUCAUUCAGAUGAUCCUGGUGAUCAUUCAUUUCAUGAACAGCUUCCUGAGUCUUUUCUGCAGUCUCUGUGAGAAGUCAUAAGGAGCCCACUUCUAAGCACAGGAUGUUCACCAUGACCUUCCUUGAAUAUUUCCGAACAAGCAGUGGGUAUGAAUUGUAAACAAACAUCUCUUUCGGAUAUUUGUAGUGUAAUAGGAGCAAUGUGUAAUAGCUUGCAUGUAUGCUGAAUGACAGAAUGCAUUUCAAAUUACAUUGUGAACUGCAGUGUGAUAUAGUGUUCAAAGGAAUAAUAUGGCCAUUAUCUCUGGGAAGGAAGGUAUUGUCCAUACAAAGUCCUCCAUUCCUGUUCUCAUUUUAAUUUCUCCAACCACCCAGCAAAUAUAUCAUGUGUUAUAAAAUAAUUGGGGCUCCCAGAGUAUAAUUGUAGGCUUGCUGCCUACAAGCUCUCAACUAGGUCAAGGUCAAGUUUGUUCCUGCAUUUCCAUCUUUAAAUUCAAGUCCACCUUACUGUAUUGUGGGCUUCCCAAAUUCACAAGUUGAUGCCUUAAAACUCUAGUUUGAUUUUCUUUGGAAAUAGGAUCUUUAUGAAGCUAACUAGAGAUAAAUGGGGUCAUGGGGUGAAGAAAGCCAUCAGAAGCAAGUCUUAUUACAAGAGAAUGAUAUAGCAGCUCUCCACCCACACACAUGGCAGAAAGGGCCAUGUGAGCACACAGCAAGAAGGUGAACAUUUGCCAGCAAACAGGGAGGCUUGGGGAAACCAACUUUGUUAAAUUUCUAGGAUUUCUGCCCUCCAGAAAAUAAAAUUGUGUUGUAUGGUCAUAUAGCCCAUGGUAUUUUGUUACGACCGCCUGGAAUGACUAACCCACCAGUAUGUUCUUUUCAUCUGUGUCCAACAUGCAAAGAGCACACCAAGCAAGGCCCUACG